Molecule: messenger RNA, 869 nt
Organism: Aedes albopictus (Asian tiger mosquito)
Lineage: Eukaryota; Metazoa; Arthropoda; Insecta; Diptera; Culicidae
Product: E3 SUMO-protein ligase NSE2
Exons: 3
Coding region: 152-760 (202 amino acids)
Biological process (GO): double-strand break repair via homologous recombination; protein sumoylation
Cellular component (GO): Smc5-Smc6 complex; nucleus
Molecular function (GO): SUMO ligase activity; zinc ion binding
Source: RefSeq, a predicted model, not a curated record
GUUGGUAAACAAAAUCAGAACUUCGCGGCUAUUAUAUUUUGCGCGAGUACCGGCUUUACUUUUUUGUCGUUUUGCGGUGAAAUUAAAGCUAUUUUUGUUACAAUUUACAUUCCCUGCUAUCGGAAAUCCUAAAUUUAUUUAAUUCGCAAGGAUGGCGGAUAUGUUCAGUAACAAUUUGGACAAAAUUUUCGAAAGCAUCACCAGCACAGUCAAACUUGCCAAGGAUUAUGGCACAGCAGAUCAAAAGAACAUCAAGAUUUACGGUGCACUUGCGGAAAAAUUAGUGACAAUCGAACAGAAAUUCAACGGUCACAAGAAAGCCUUGCAGGAGUCAUCGAAAGAAGUGACCCUCGAAGAAUUCGACCGGCGCUACCAAUCUAGUCUACCGACCAGCAAGAGCAACGUAAAGCAACUGAAGCGCUACAAGGAAUACAUCACACACACCGGUUCGAUCCUAGAUGUGGAUGGUCUACCGGGUUCGAGCGCCACCAACGACGAUGACGAGGAGAUGCAAAUGGAGGAUGCAGUCCAAGAGAUGGAUCCGAUUACGAAACUGCCGCUCGAGAUCCCGGUGCGCAACCGACUGUGCCAGCACGUUUACGAGAAAUCGGCCAUCGAAGGGCUAUUGAAGAAAAAUCCACGAACGCGCUGCCCAGCGAUGGGAUGCCCGUCGAAUGAAUACGUGACCUUGGCCGAUCUGCAGGAGGAUAAACAACUCCGGCAGAUAUUGAUGCAGCGGCGAGAGCGGGACUAUAUGUAAGGGUUGAACGAGUUUGAAUAAGGAUUUGUUUGCACAAUGUUUAAUCUUGGACUGUAUGUACAUAUUUGAAGCAUAUUCUGUUGAAAUAUUAAAGACAACUUGAAAAUAA